This is a messenger RNA of Pipistrellus nathusii (Nathusius's pipistrelle), 2364 nucleotides long. Lineage: Eukaryota; Metazoa; Chordata; Mammalia; Chiroptera; Vespertilionidae. The record is from the annotation of a GenBank genome assembly.
AUGCAAUCUUUUGGUCCUCCAGAUGAGCGUCCCCUCCGAGGACUUGUGGAGUCCCGCAUUGAGGCUUAUGGGGGCCAGCAUCGGGCUUCUGCCCAGAGUACGGGCAGCAACCUCUAUGCCCGAAGAGGCCUCAUGCUGGAGCCCAGUCGCCUACGUUUCCAGGACUAUGCUUCCUCUGCCAAGGGCUCCGGCCAGACCCGAAUCCUGUCUCCCAGGAGGUUUCGAGAACCAGAGUUUGAGAAAAGGCUUGGAAGCCCCUUUGGGGCUGGCCCACCUCACUCCCCCAAACUCAAGGAAGUCGACAAAACCAAUGAGCUACAGAGGAGGCUGCAUACAUUCAGCAUGUUUGGGAUGCCCCGCCUGCCCCCUGAGGACCGGCAGCACUGGGAGAUAGGAAAGGGCAGCGACAGCGACCUGACCAUUGAGAAGUCCUGGAAGGAGCUGGUGCCUGGGCACAAGGAGAUGAGCCAGGAGCUUUGCCACCAACAGGAAGCACUCUGGGAGCUACUGACCACAGAACUGAUCUACAUACGAAAGCUCAAGAUCAUGACUGAUCUCCUAGCCGCUGGUUUGCUGAACUUGCAACGAGUAGGAAUGCUGACAGAAGUGUCAGCUGAGGCCCUGUUUGGAAAUGUCCCCAGCCUGAUUCGAGCCCACCGGAGCUUUUGGGAAGAGGUGCUGGGGCCUACUCUGGAGAAGACUCGAGCUUCUGGCCAGCCUCUGGACCCUGUCAGCCUGCAGGACGGCUUCCUGGCGAUCAGCCAGAGGUUCCAGUCCUAUGUCCAGUACUGCCUGAAAGUGAAGCAGACCAUGGCUUACGCCCGGGAGCAGCAAGACAACAACCCUCUCUUCCGUACCUUCGUGCAGUGGUGUGAGAAGCACAAACGCUCAGGAAGGCAGAUGCUGGGUGACUUACUCAUCAAGCCCCACCAGCGCAUCACCAAGUACCCACUGCUGCUGCAGGCCGUGCUCAAGAGGACCCCUGAGGCACAAGCCCGCCAGGCUCUGAAGGACAUGAUAACAGCUGUGGAGUCCUUCCUGCGACACAUCAAUAAGCAGGUCCGCCAGGGCGAAGAUCAGGAGAACUUGGUGGCAGCAGCCCAGCGCAUUGGGCCCUAUGAGGUGCUGGAGCCAUCCAGUGAGGAGAUGGAGAAGAACCUGCGUCCUUUCUCCAACCUGGACCUGAUGUCCCCCAUCCUGGGGGUUGCUCCUGAGCACACCAGGCAGCUGCUGCUGGAGGGGCCUGCGAAAGUGAAGGAGGGGCGAGAAGGGAAGCUGGAUGUGUACCUGUUCCUCUUCUCUGAUGUGCUCCUGGUGACCAAGCCUCAACGCAGGGUGGACAAAGCCAAGGUUAUCCGCCCCCCCUUCAUGCUGGAGAAGCUUGUGUGCCAACGACUCCGGGACCCUAACAGCUUCCUGGUGAUCCACCUCACUGACUUCCAGUGCGUCUCCAAUGCCCUCAUUGUGCACUGCCCCAGCCCUGCAGACUGUAUCCAGUGGCUGGAGAAGACCCAGCAGGCCCAGGUCACCCUGCAAAAGCUGAAGGCAGAGGAAUACGUCCAACAGAAGAGAGAACUCCUGGCCCUCUACAGGGACCGGGACCAAGAGUCGCUGAGCACCAGGCCCUCCACACCUUCCCCAGAGGGCUCUCAGAGCAGCGUGGAGAGGAGGAAUUCCGAGUUCUGCACCAUCAUCCCCCAACUGGUGGUGACGGACGACACGGAUGAAGACAUCCCCUCGGUACCAGAUGACACCUCAGACUCUGGCUACGGCACUCUGAUCCCAGUCUCCCCCAAGGAGCCCCACUCCCCUCUGAGCCGGCUGCGCCCAUGGGCCCUUCGACGGCACCCCGGCAUCACCCUCUCCGCCCUGGACCUCCGGGAUGUUACCUUGCGCCCUCAGCCUCCUGACCCCCAAGCUCUCCAGCGCCGAAGCACCCCUGAACUGCCGGGGGACGUUAUCCGAAGAGGAAGCAGCCUUCCCAGGGGAGAAACGCCCACCUGGUCCGAGGAAGAAGAAGGGACCUCGGUGGGCGGGAACGUGGUAGUGGAGACCUUGCAUAGGGCCCAGCUUCGGGGGCAGCUCCCACACUCGCCGACCCACGCGGACUCUGCUGGGGAAAGCCCCUGGGCAUCCUCAGAGGACGAGGAAGAAGAGGGGUCCUUCUUCCGAAGAUCCCCUGGCCCCCUCAGUGCUGAGGACAUGCUCAGAGAGAUCCGGAAGGAGCUGGCCAGCCAAAGAAUCGAGGGUGUCCCGGAGCCCGGGGACAGCGGGCCUCGGAAGCUGACUCGGGUUCAAUUGCAGAGGAUGCGUGGGCCCCACAUCAUACGGCUGGACACCCCCCUGUCCGCAUCAGAGGUGUGA